AUGACGGCAGACAGUGAUAAUGAGAGUGGUAGUUCAGAGGAAGAACAAGUAGAAGAUAUCGCGACACAAGAGAAAGAUAAAACUGAAGAAAUUGAAGAUACAGUAACAUUUAAAGAUUUAGGAAUCGUUGACGUACUCUGCGAAGCAUGUGCUGAUUUAAAAUGGAAGAAUCCAUCAAAAAUUCAAAAAGAAGCCAUUCCAGUAGCUUUACAAGGCAAAGAUAUUAUUGGUUUAGCAGAAACUGGGUCAGGAAAGACUGGAGCAUUUGCUUUACCAAUUUUACAGGCUUUAUUGGAGAACCCACAGAGAUACUUUGCACUUGUAUUGACCCCAACUAGAGAACUGGCAUUUCAGAUAUCCGAACAAUUCGAAGCUCUAGGGGCUAGUAUAGGGGUAAAAUGUGCAGUAAUAGUAGGGGGCAUGGACAUGGUUGCUCAAUCUCUCGCCCUAUCAAAGAAGCCUCACAUUAUUAUUGCGACCCCUGGCCGAUUGGUUGAUCAUCUUGAAAACACAAAGGGGUUCAAUUUAAAAGCAUUAAAAUUUUUGGUUAUGGAUGAAGCUGAUCGCAUUUUAAACAUGGACUUUGAAGUGGAAGUUGAUAAAAUUUUAAGAGUGAUUCCUCGUGAACGCCGAACUUACCUGUUCUCAGCUACUAUGACAAAAAAAGUUCAGAAACUACAAAGAGCAUCCUUACAAGACCCUGUUAAAGUUGAAGUAUCUACAAAGUACCAAACUGUCGAAAAACUGCAACAAUAUUAUAUUUUUAUACCUGUCAAAUAUAAGGACGUAUAUCUGGUGCACAUCCUCAACGAGAUGUCAGGCAACUCGUUCAUAGUGUUUGUCGCGACGUGCGCGGGCGCCCUGCGCGUCGCGCUGCUGCUGCGCGCACUGGGCGUGCCCGCGGUGCCGCUGCAUGGACAGAUGGGCCAGCACAAGAGGCUCGCUGCCUUGAAUAAGUUCAAGAGUAAGAACCGAUCUGUGCUCAUCUGUACUGAUGUUGCUUCUAGAGGGUUGGACAUCCCCCACGUGGACGUGGUGCUGAAUCUGGACAUCCCGCUGCACAGCAAGGACUACAUCCACCGCGUGGGGCGCACGGCGCGGGCUGGGCGCGCUGGGAAAGCCAUCACUUUUGUUACACAGUAUGAUGUGGAGCUGUAUCAACGUAUAGAGCAGCUGAUCGGCAAACAGCUGCCAUUAUACAAGACGGAAGAGAGCGAGGUGAUGGUCCUGCAGGAACGUGUCGCUGAAGCACAACGCCUCACUAAAAUUGAAAUGAAGGAGUUGGAGGAUAAGAAGGGUGCAAAGGGCAGGAAGCGCGGCGGUGGCGGAGACUCGGAGGACGACACGGAGGAGGCGGCCGGCGUGAGGCGACGCAUCAAGGGGAAGGCUAACAAACAUGGGGGGAAGAGGAAAAAACGU
Messenger RNA from Brenthis ino (lesser marbled fritillary), 1419 nucleotides. The record is from the annotation of a GenBank genome assembly. NCBI's taxonomy places the organism in Eukaryota, Metazoa, Arthropoda, Insecta, Lepidoptera, Nymphalidae.